This is a messenger RNA of Paramisgurnus dabryanus, 4277 nucleotides long. RefSeq names its product BCL2 associated athanogene 6, like (gene bag6l). The record is from RefSeq and is a predicted model, not a curated record. Gene Ontology annotation, cellular component: BAT3 complex. Gene Ontology annotation, biological process: ERAD pathway. NCBI's taxonomy places the organism in Eukaryota, Metazoa, Chordata, Actinopteri, Cypriniformes, Cobitidae. Gene Ontology annotation, molecular function: polyubiquitin modification-dependent protein binding; misfolded protein binding.
CGUCACUUCCUGGAACGAACUGUUUGGGAUUUGCUAGCUAGCUACUUAAAAUAAAGUAAUAAACACUAGAAGGUCACUAGACGAUUUCCACACAGCAACAGCAAAAACAAUCUCAGUCAUAAAGAGGCCAUGGGCGAGCCAGGAGCCAUAGAGGUGACUGUGAAAACUUUGGACUCUCAGAGCAGGACGUUCACUGUCAAGGGAGAGUGGACUGUGAAGCAGUUUAAAGAGCACAUUGCUACCUCAGUUGAAAUCCCGGUGGAUAAACAGAGGUUGAUCUAUCAGGGUAAAGUGUUGCAAGAUGACAGGACGCUUGCAGAAUACAACGUGGAUGGAAAAGUCAUUCAUCUUGUGGAGCGAGCGCCUCCUCAGAGCAGUCAGUCUGGGGGUGGAGGAGGUGGUGUUUCAGGAUCUUCGGGAGCUGUGGAUGGAGAAUCCUCCUCGUCUCAGUCCUCCACCUUUGCAGGAGCUUCACAUGACCGUAAUGCCAACAACUAUGUCAUGCUUGGCGCUUUCAACCUGCCUGUUAACAUCAUGGAUCCACAACAAAUUCAGAUGCAAGUGCAGCAGAUGCUGUCUGGUCUUGGAGAAACGGGUCGCAAUGUCAGAGUGAGCACCAACACAGGAAGCGGCGGAUCUGUGGACGUCCAUAUCAACGUGGACCAAUCAAUGCAGAGUGAGCCCAGGAUGAGACUCCAGUUGGCCGAAAGCUUACUGCGAGAUACUCAAGCAUUAAUACACAGAUUAGAGGGUUCAUCGAGUGAAACAUCACCCCAACAGGACACACAGCCACCUCUGUCAUCAUCAUUCUCUGGACCAUCGCCAGACACCCCAUCACAACCACCCUCCUUCUCAUCGUCUUCUACACAAACAGAAGGACAGAGUCCUUCUAGACCCAAUCACCCAAGCCCGCUGGAGCUGGUGGAGGUUUUGUCAGAGGUGCGAAGGGUGGAGGAACGACUCCGUCCUUUCAUGGAGAGAACUCACUCCAUCCUUGGAGCAGCCAGUUCUGCUGACUACAAUAACAACACACAAGAACGCGAGGAAGACCAACGCACUCUCAAUCUGAUUGGAGAAUCGCUCCAUCUCCUUGGCAACACCUUGGUGGCUCUGAGUGACCUUCGCUGCAAUUUAUCUGCUCAACCUCCUCGCCACUUACACGUGGUACGGCCGAUGUCCCAUUACACCUCUCCUGUUGUGAUUCAGAGUGGACUACCCCACCUUCCCAUUCCGAUGAAUCUUGGAACCACAGUCACCAUGGCGUCCAAUAGCAGACAGGCAAGCGAAGGUCAGGCCCAGGCUUCAAAUCCCACUGGCCAAUCAGAGCAACAAGGGCAAGCUUCACCACCCACUGCAGCCAGUCAACAAACAGGCAACAGUCAGGGGACACCUAGGGUGAUCAGAAUUACUCAUCAGACGGUGGAGCCCGUGGUCAUGAUGCAGAUGAACCCGGAUGCAGAUUCAGACAGUGGAUCGCAACAGAAUCCCAGCACUGCUGGAGAGACUGGUACCACUGCACCCCUCCACGCUCAAGGGUUGCCACCAGAGUUUAUGCAGGCUAUUAUGCAUCAGAUCUCUCAGCAGGCUGCUGCCAUGGCAACCGCAGCCUCUGCUGGGCAUCACGGGCCGCAGCAGAACACUGCGGGCACAGGUGCUCAGAAUGGAGAAAGCACAGCCCCUCCACCACCUCAGGCCAGGGUGGUCAUCACACGACCCUCCUUUUCACCACGUGUCACCCAGCCCGCUGGUGCAAUGGGGUCCACCAUUAACCUGCAAACAACAGUGCCCCCUUCUGCAGGACAACAGAAUAACCAAGGCAACCCUAUGGCAUCAGUGCCUCUCACACAGAUGGUCAGUGGUUUGGUUGGGCAGCUUUUGAUGCCACUUAACACAGGUGACCAGACAUCUACAACCUCCUCAUCAAAUUCAUUCUCCUUCUCUACGUCCUCGUCCACUUCUUCCUCUUUGUCCUCUUCCUCAUCUUUGUCCUCUUCCUCUUCUCCUCCAUCGUCUGCCAACACAUCUGCUCAGACAGUCACCAACACUACCAGCACCGCGUCUGUGGGUCAGUCCCAAGAGGGUGGCCUAGGGGAUAACCUCACCCAACUGCUGGGCUCUCUCCUGGGUGGAGUUGCAGGAACUGGUGGAGGAGCUGGUUCUGGUGGAGGUGCUCCCUCCGUUACAGUGACUGUUCCAGGUGUCCCUGCCUUUAUUCAGGGCCUGACCGAGUUCAUUCAGUCAGGUCAGCGUGUGUUUCCUCCUCCAACUCAGCAGCCUCCUCCUGCACAAGCCACACCCACUGCUCCCUUAGGAGCCGCUCCCACCACCCCUCAGCCUCCCAGUGGAGGCGGAGAGGCACUCAGCCAGGAGGUUUUUACUGGCAUUGUGCAGGGAGUCCUGUCCACUAUGAUGGGCUCUCUAGGGACUGGUCAGGGCAACACUGAGAGCAUUGCCCAGUUUAUCCAAAGACUUUCCGAAACCAGCAACCUCUUCACACCUGGAUCUGAAAAUGCAGUGGGUUUCUUUGGAGAUUUGCUUUCUCUGGUGUGUAACAGCUUCUCUAUGGUGGACAUGGUUCUGCUCCUGCAUGGUAAUCCUCAGCCUCUGAGCCGCAUUCAACCGCAGCUCACAACAUUCUUCACCGAGCACUAUCUGCAGGGCAGAGAAUCCACAGAUGCUAACAUAGCAAGUGCCGCUGAGGAUCUGAUCAGUGAACUAGAGGAGUAUAUCGCAGAAAGUUUUUCCACAGUGACUAUUCGAGAGGAAGUGGAUAUCAUCCAAACCAACACGUCCUUCCUGAGACAGCAGUUCACACGCAUGGCCACUCACAUUCUGCGCUGCACAGAUAACACAUUUGGACAGCGUCUGCUUUAUCUAUGCACUCAGGGUUUGUUUGAGUGUCUGGCCCUCAAUCUCUACUGCUUAAGAGGCGAGCAAAGUGCCCUGACUGCUGUCAUCAACCAUCGCAUCAGGAGAAUGUCGGCGGAGGUGAACCCCAGUUUGAUAAACUGGUUGACCAGUAUGAUGUCCAUGAGGCUGCAUGUGAUUCUGGAGCAUAAUCCAGUUACCGAGGAUCAGAUUCAGCAUUACAUCAUCUACACACAGAGCUGCGAGUCGUCUCAGAGAACAGAGUCAGAUGCACAACAGCAGAACUUGAACGUGGAGAUGGAGGAAGACGUAUUUCCUGCUCCAGCUACCACUGCUGAAGAAGUCAUGGUCUCUUUAGGAGAUCCUACUGAUCGUGAAGAACCACCACACAGGUCAUCAUCAGAGGAGACGCGAGGAACGACGACCAUGGCAGUGACCGAAAGGGAGGAGUCAGGAGAGGUGGAACCAUGGGCGGCAACCGUUCCUCCUGAAUGGGUGCCCAUCAUAAGACAUGAUAUGUUGACACAGAGAAAGAUGAAAACACAGCCACCUAUGUCUGACGCCUAUCUGCACGGGAUGCCAGCCAAGAGGAGAAAGACAGCACAGGGUGAAGGUCCUCACCUCUCUCUCGCCGAGGCCGUAAACCGAGCUGCCAGGGCUGCAGGGGUGCGACCCGUAACUACCCCAGACAACCUACAGGGGGAGCUAGAGGCACCAGAGCUACAAGAAGCGUACACGCAACAGGUCAAGACUGAUAUAAAGAAAAGACUGAGUGGGGAUCCAGACUACAACCACCAGCGGUUUCCCAACACGCAUAGAGCUUUCUCUGAGGACAUAUGAACCCGCAGGGAACGGCCAAUCACAUCCAACAUCUCAUGCUGCGGAGAACCAGCACAUUCCAACUCGUAUGUGUGGAUAGAGACGCUAAAUAUAGACAGCGGGUGAACUGGAGCUGUAUAGCUCUGUAGACUUUCAGCCUGUAAUGUAUAGCGUGGGAUAGAUCAUCUAAUGCUCUGAAGAGAUUAAUGUAUGUCUCCGUUUACUGUAAAUUAGCUGUAUAUUGUUGUAAUAAGUUGUUUUAAUAUUGACAAUAAUAGAAGUCGGAUUACAGGUCCAUACAUGAAGAUUUCAUCGUACAUUCCAGCUGGAGCUGCUUAAUGUUUAGAUUAAGGGGACGCCAAGUUAGAUGUUUACUUGGUCCAAAUGUUUUCAACAUGAAUGCACACUUCAUUACGGAGGAUGUAUUUUAGCAAUAGUGAUGCAUAGCUAUUUGUUAUUUUCUUGCAUGCCGAACACAUCUACAAUGUGGCUGUUAUGAAAUAAAAUAGUCGGAGUGUAGAUUUACUUUUUACACAAACACCUGUGUCCAGUCUUUUUGUCUUUUAGUAGUUUUGAAGUAUUUAAAAAAA